AGCAAUUUCUUCCUUUUUCCACCGCGCAAGAUUGCCUCUGACAAUCUCAUCCUUAAAAAAUUAUUUGCCAUAGACUUUAAAGCAUUUACCAACUUAAUUUAUCACUUUUCUUUUGAAAAUGAGUCUGAAAUUCGAACUUGGUCCUGGCAGGAUGAUCGGUGGUUCUAACCCCUGUUUCAUUAUUGCAGAAAUUGGACAGAACCACCAAGGAGAUAUUGAAAUCGCAAAGAAAAUGAUCAAGAUGGCCAAGGACUGUGGGGCAGACUGCGCCAAAUUUCAGAAGAGUGAACUUGAGUACAAGUUCAACAAGCGUGCUCUGGAGCGUCCCUACACCUCCAAACAUUCCUGGGGAAAGACAUACGGUGACCACAAACGCCAUCUAGAGUUCAGUCAUGAACAAUAUAGAGAGCUCCAGAAAUAUGCAAAGGAGGUUGGAAUCUUCUUCACCGCUUCUGGGAUGGACGAGAUGGCUGUGGAGUUCCUGGAUGAGCUUGAUGUGCCCUUCUUCAAAGUUGCCUCAUGCGAUGCCAACAAUUUCCCCUAUCUGGAACUGACUGCAAGAAAAGGACGGCCUAUGGUGAUAUCCAGUGGGAUGCAGUCGAUGGUGACAAUGAGACGGGUCUAUCAGACGGUCAAGGAACACAAUCAGAACUUCACCAUCCUACAGUGCACCAGUGCCUACCCAUUGGACCCUGAGGAUGUCAACCUAUGUGUCAUAGCAGAAUACCAGAAGGAAUUCCCUGAUAUUCCCAUCGGAUAUUCUGGCCAUGAGAGGGGAAUCAGCAUCACUGUGGCAGCAGUGGCAAUGGGGGCAAAAGUCGUGGAGCGUCACGUGACCCUGGACAAGAGCUGGAAGGGCAAUGACCACGAGGCGUCACUGGAGCCUUCUGAGCUGACAGAGCUAGUCAGAGCCAUCCGCUUGGUGGAGCGGGCCCAAGGCACGGGCAUCAAACAGAUGCUACCCUGUGAGAAAGCCUGCCAUGUCAAGCUGGGGAAGUCAGUGGUGGCUAAGGUGGCGAUACCCAAAGGCACGGUGCUGAGUAUGGAUAUGCUGGGGGUGAAGGUGGGCGAGCCGAGGGGCGUCUCUCCUGAAGACAUGGGUCAGCUGGUGGGCAAGGCCGUCACAGAGGACGUGGAGGAGGAUGGGAGCAUCACGCCACGUAUGGUGGACGUCUACAACAACAAGGGCUGACAAACAUGUUAACAUGCUGACUAGACUAGUGUUAUGAUACUGAUGGUCUGUUUACAUUUCCACCAUUUUGGCUAGAUUGAGUAGGCAUACAUCUUCAUCUAGUGGUCAUGUCAGUAUUGUAGCAAUGCCUAACCCCAAUUAUUUUCCUCGCUUUAACCUCAGUCUCAUAACCUGCUGUUAUUUCACCAAACCUAAUGUGUUGGUUCCCCUAAUCAGCCACGUUAAUUCACCUAACCUGCCACUUUAAUUACCGCAACCCGCUAUGUAAACAGACCAUCAAUCCGACAUAUGAUCAGUAUCACCAGACGGCCACGUUGCGUGCUGGGGUGUCGCAAAAUGAAUGUACCCAUUAUUCAUUAUAUAUCAUUUAACUGCUCAUGCGCAUCAAUGGGCAUAGUCAGACGAUAAAUAGAACUUGGUUCCAUUUCAGACCCUUAAUGCCUGCAAGUCCCGCCUCUCCCAUCUACUCAUUGGUUUUCACGAGCAUACUAGCCCACGUGGGUGAUUGAAAGAUGAACGAGAAGAGAUUAAUCAAAGAACGCUGUCUAAAAACGAACUAGGUUUCCCCUUUCAUCUGUGGAUUAAUUGUCGGAGUAGAGAACAUGAUUUUGUAUGACAACAAAACAUUCUGCAAAGAUUCAGCAAAAAAAGGGACCCCAUAUUUAAACUAACAAACCAAUGUUUAUGUCCCAGGGCAAAUUAGCUAGCAAUAGUUAAAUAUCCGUGAAUGAGUCGUGUGUUUCAACCUGUCCCCAAAUUAAUAUACUGUAGUUUGUUUUUAUAAUUUAACCUGCUUGUCAUGAACGUCUCUGAUGGGGAUAGUCGAAAUCAACAUUUCAGGGGGCUGGUUUGGUGAAGCGGCACAUGCAUGCAUUCGCAUGUUGAUUUUGUCCAUCCACAUCAGAUGCGAUCAUGACACUCAUGUGAAAAUAUCAAAGGCAACUGUGAACAAACUAUAUUCAUUUGUGGACAGUUCGAAACAAUCAUGGACAUUUAGGUCGCUAUCUGUUGCUAGAUAGUUUGUCCUGGGAGAUGAACAUUGAGUUGUUAUUUUGCCUGACAUGCAUAUUUUCCUGAAUUUAGCUGGUUCUUUGUACAAUUUUGACCCGGAGUCGUACAAAAUCGUGUGUUUCUCUACUCCAACGAUAAAUCCCCACCACAGAUGAAAAGAGAAACCUAGUUAAUUAUCUUUAAUGAAUCUCUCGUGUAUUUCAAGAAUCAACGUGUCUUUGUAUCUUUUUCCUGAGAUCCAAUAAGGAGGCGACAGUCAACACACAGUGCAUCUCAAAUAGAACCAUGUUCUACUGUAGCUCUUGGCUACGCAGAAGUAGGCGCGAGAUGUGGGGGAAAUUAUUGAAUAACAUGUAAGUGUAACAAAAACUUAAACUAAAGUAAAAACUAAAAUUGGAAAAACUAUUCUGUAACCUGUAAUAAAAUAAUUAAUAAAAAUAUUUGAAAAACUAAAACUAUACUGAAACAACAAUUUAAGACCUUUUCAUUUUUUUUUUUUACUACUGGGGUUUUCGACACUGAUGUGUAUAAACCCUGGAUUACUGACAGGGGGCGCUGUAUAGAAGCCACCGCAUAGCCAUCUUGGCACACCUCAUUUGGAAGCUAUAGAAAUGCAUUUUUUAAAUGUCUACAUUAGUUUUUGACAUGUGUAUUAUAUUAGACACCUUAAAACAUACUUUGAAAUUAUAUUAUGUGAGCUAAACAUAAAAAAUGAAAAAAUAUAUAAAACAUUUCUUAGUCUUUUUUUUAGAGAGAGUACUACUUUUACUGUGCCCACUACAACAAGAAAACAUACUUAAAUACAUGUCAUUUUUUCCUUUAAAUAUUUAAUUGAAAUACUGUAGAAUUACAUUCAUUCCUAUGGAGGACUUCUCCAACAAGGGAGUACCAAUAGCAAUCCAGGGUAUAUAUACGUCAUUGGUUUUCAAGCUUCCGUCGGUUUAAAUGCUUCUAGUAGAUGGUGAUGUUUCAAAUAGGCCUAGUUUGUGCAUCACUAGUUAUCAGUGAAGAAAGGCAAAACCCCAUAUGAGAUUAUUUAGAGUAUAUUACUGGAAAGGACAAAUUGAAUUGUAUUGUAGUGUCAGAAGAUGGCAGCCAGUGUGGAACAGAGAUUAAGUAAAAUCAAGAUGAAGUCAAGGUGAGACAGCCUCCAGCUAUUACUAGCUCAACGUCAACGGCAACCAGUAGCAGAAACUUGGUAACCUCAUUCAAAUUAGUUUAAAAAGAGAGAAGAAGCACUGUUUAAUUUAUUAAUCGAGUCUGUCACGUCUAAAGACUAUGCGAGGAGCCAGGAGUAUUCAACACUAACCUAACAAGUGUUAAUUGUUGGCAAUUUUGUUUUUUACUGUGUGGUGGAUUAUUGACCUGCAUCAUUAAAACGGAUGUUAAUUUCUGUCAACAAUCAAAUUACUGCUGGCUGUCACUCAAUAUGUUUUUCAGAUGCAAAAUUCUACAAUAUUACAUAAACAUAACAUGUUAAAUGUGGAUUUUUUGUUGUUGCUUUUGUUGCAGCUGUUUUUUAUUAACCUUAUUUGAAGGUGUUAGUGAAUCUUACGUUUAACCUUAAUAAACUCUGGCUGAAAAUGUUA
This is a messenger RNA of Oncorhynchus keta (chum salmon), 3792 nucleotides long. RefSeq names its product sialic acid synthase-like. NCBI's taxonomy places the organism in Eukaryota, Metazoa, Chordata, Actinopteri, Salmoniformes, Salmonidae. The coding region runs from base 119 to 1192 and encodes 357 amino acids. Gene Ontology annotation, molecular function: N-acylneuraminate-9-phosphate synthase activity. The transcript has 6 exons. The record is from RefSeq and is a predicted model, not a curated record. Gene Ontology annotation, biological process: carbohydrate biosynthetic process.